AUGAUAUUUGCACCCACGAGUCCUACCUCUGGCCUAUAUCUGUCGCCUGCUUUCGCUCGAACAGGUUCACCGUGUUCUUCGGCAACCUCGCUUGCAAUUCCUGAGUUUGCACCUUCUAGUCCGGCAUUCCCUGAUACCAUAGAUACCUUGAAACCGCCCGUUCCAACCGUUUCGAAGCCUCUGUUUGAGAGAAGGGGUCGCAAAGUCCGUUUGAAGAAACGUUCUGUGUCAUCCUCCCCUCAACCACCGCGUCUCAAAAUACCCCUUCCGCCGACGACCAAUACCCUUGAUGCCACCGAGCGAGCUGAUCUCAUACGGAGAAAUCGCAAGUUGGUGCAACUGCUGGGAGAAACACCGGGGACUGAAAUGGCUACGUCGGAAGUAGAGGAACCACGCCUAUUUAAGAUAUUACCACAGCCUGCCUUCUCUGCUUUACUGGGAUCAUCCAAACAAAAACAUCAUCGCCACGCGAUGUCUGUUUCUGUCGCUGUGAAGACCCCCGGUUUCAAAUCGGAACCGUCAUCGUCAUGGCAAAUCCUAGACCGUCCGUCUUCGCCCAGCGGUCGCAGAUUUUCGGCUCCCUUCACUCCAAGUAGCUUCACAUUCUACUUUGACGAUCCGCCGGAAUCACCAGCCACUCACGAUCAUCACGGCCCGCACCGCCAUGAGGAUCCGCAGCACAAACUUGGUUCUCCAACUUCUUUCAUUGAUCUCUCUGACGAAGAUGUAUCACAUGACGUUUCGGACGCGGCCAGUUUGGAAAUGCCGAACACGGCAGAUGGUCGCCGAAUCUUCCAUCAUUCAUCCUCGACACCAUCUAUGGUGGAGACCCUUACACCCGAAGAGCAAGCCGAAGCCGAGAGAAGAAGAAAGCGUGACAAACUGGCUAAACUCCACCGUUUUCUUGGCUCUCGCGUUCCUACGGAUUUGGUUAUUGGUCAUAUAGCUGGUCCAUCUUUGCCUCCAUCGUCGAUGCCUGAGGACAGUCGCGACAUGUGGCUGUACAGGCGAAGGAGCGGUUCAUCUGCUCCAUCGUUUGAGCGUGUCAAGGAAGAGCUCGAUGAUGAGGAGAAGGCGCUCAAUGUCAGACGUGCUCAGAAGAUGGAAAAGCUAUUCGGGAUGCCCCCUCCACAAACAUUGUACCAUACUCGCCACGCUCCUGCGACGGUGGCGCACUCUCAACCGACGUCUCCUGUAUCGUCCCUUAUUACCCCGACUUACCUAUCCCCCAUUGGCACUGGUAUCCCUCAUCGUAAUCCCAACCAGUCUGCGUAUAUGAAAGGGAAGAGACUACAUCGCCCAGGAACUUCAGAGUCGACUACGUUCCUACUACCGUCCAACUCCUCCUCGUCCUCGUCCACCUCUCCAGAACGCCAGACGCCUGGGUAUCGGGAUACUCUCGCACUGUCUUCUGUGUACAUGAACUAUCAGCAUUCUAUCGCAUCCCUGACGGACAUCAUCGACCGAGUGAGUGAACCGACUUGGAGUCAUGUAAUAUGA
Messenger RNA from Suillus paluster, 1500 nucleotides. RefSeq lists its product as uncharacterized. The transcript has 2 exons. The coding region runs from base 1 to 1500 and encodes 499 amino acids. Lineage: Eukaryota; Fungi; Basidiomycota; Agaricomycetes; Boletales; Suillaceae. The record is from RefSeq and is a predicted model, not a curated record.